GUUUCCGGUCGUACUCGGAAGCAGGGUUCCCAGCCGCGGCUGGGAAGGUUGGCCGUCGGCCGCGCUGUAGGUUUCUUUUAAAACCGCUCGCCGCCGGAGCCCGUCAGCAGCCAACAUGUCCAACAGAAACAACAACAAGCUCCCCAGCAACCUGCCGCAGUUGCAGAAUCUGAUCAAGCGGGACCCGCCGGCCUAUGUGGAGGAGUUUCUACAGCAGUAUAAUCACUAUAAAUCCAAUGUGGAGAUUUUCAGAUUACAACCAAAUAAACCUAGCAAAGAAUUGGCAGAGCUGGUGAUGUUUAUGGCUCAGAAUAAUUGAAAUAUGUGCCUGUGAAUUACAGGAGAAAAAGAGAGACUUGAGAAGAGUGUUUGUUUUGUUACAGAUUGGUCACUGCUACCCAGAACAUUUAAGUAACUUUCCUCAAGAGUUGAAAGAUCUCCUCUCCUACAAUCACACUGUCUUGGAUCCAGAUCUUCGAAUGACAUUUUGCAAAGCUUUGAUCUUGCUGAGAAAUAAGAAUCUCAUCAGUCCAUCAAGUUUGCUAGAACUUUUCUUUGAACUUCUGCGUUGCCAUGAUAAGCUUCUGCGAAAGACUUUAUACACGCAUAUCGUGACUGAUAUCAAAAAUAUAAAUGCAAAACACAAGAACAAUAAAGUGAAUGUAGUGUUGCAGAAUUUCAUGUACACCAUGCUGAGAGACAGCAAUGCAACUGCAGCCAAGAUAUCCUUGGAUGUGAUGAUUGAACUCUACAGAAGAAACAUCUGGAACGAUGCCAAAACUGUCAAUGUGAUCACAACUGCGUGUUUCUCUAAGGUCACCAAGAUAUUAGUUGCUGCUUUGACAUUCUUUCUUGGGAAAGAUGAAGAGGAGAAACAGGACAGCGACUCAGAAUCUGAGGAUGAAGGACCAACAGCAAGAGACCUGCUAGUGCAGUAUGCCACAGGGAAGAAAAGCUCCAAAAAUAAGAAAAAGUUGGAAAAGGCUAUGAAAGUGCUCAAGAAACAAAAGAAGAAGAAGAAACCAGAGGUGUUUAACUUUUCAGCUAUUCACUUGAUUCAUGAUCCCCAAGAUUUUGCAGAAAAACUGCUGAAGCAGCUAGAGAGCUCUAAGGAGAGGUUUGAAGUGAAGAUGAUGCUCAUGAACCUCAUUUCCAGAUUGGUGGGAAUUCAUGAGCUUUUUCUCUUCAACUUCUAUCCCUUUGUGCAAAGGUUUUUGCAGCCCCACCAAAGAGAAGUAACAAAGAUCCUUCUGUUUGCUGCACAAGCGUCUCAUCACUUAGUACCCCCAGAGAUCAUUCAAUCAUUGCUCAUGACUGUGGCCAACAAUUUUGUUACCGACAAGAACUCUGGGGAAGUCAUGACAGUAGGAAUCAAUGCUAUAAAGGAGAUAACAGCUCGAUGUCCUUUAGCAAUGACUGAAGAACUUCUCCAAGACUUGGCUCAGUAUAAAACUCACAAAGAUAAGAAUGUAAUGAUGUCUGCUAGAACUUUGAUUCAGCUUUUCCGUACCCUAAAUCCUCAGAUGUUACAGAAGAAAUUCCGGGGUAAGCCUACAGAGGCCUCCAUAGAAGCAAGAGUACAAGAAUAUGGAGAAUUAGAUGCUAAAGAUUACAUCCCGGGAGCAGAAAUUCUGGAAGUUGAAGAAGAAGAGAAUGCCGAAAACAACGAAGAUGGGUGGGAAAGUGCCAGUCUCAGUGAGGAGACAGAUGACGACGGUGAGUGGAUUGACGUACACCACUCUUCUGAUGAAGAACAGCAAGAAAUCUCCAGGAAGCUGGAGGGCAUGCCUGCAGAGGAGCGGAAAGCCAAAGCUGCAGCUGUCAGCACCAGCCGAGUUUUAACUCAGGAGGACUUCCAGAAAAUCCGCCUGGCCCAAAUGAGGAAAGAACUCAGCGCUGCCCCUGGGAAAGCCGAAAAGAGGAAAUAUAUCGAAAUAGACAGUGAUGAAGAUUCCAGGGGCGAGUUACUUUCUCUUCGGGACAUUGAACGCCUUCAUAAAAAGCCAAAGUCUGACAAGGAGACAAGACUAGCAACUGCAAUGGCUGGAAAGACAGACCGAAAAGAAUUUGUAAGGAAGAAAACCAAAAUGAAUCCAUUUUCCAGUUCCACAAAUAAAGAGAAGAAAAAACAGAAAAACUUUAUGAUGAUGCGGUAUAGUCAUAAUGUCCGCUCAAAAACUAAGCGUUCCUUCCGAGAAAAGCAGUUGGCACUACGAGAUGCACUUUUGAAAAAGAGAAAAAGAAUGAAGUAACCUGUACAAGCAAGUUUUCCGUUCCAAGGAGAAUGCUAAAUUUGUGUCGUUACUCUGAAAAUUAAUAAAUCAAGAAUGUUUACAUUAAAAAGUCCAGAAACACUAUACUGUGAAAACCAAAGUAAA
Messenger RNA from Miniopterus natalensis, 2378 nucleotides. The record is from RefSeq and is a predicted model, not a curated record. NCBI's taxonomy places the organism in Eukaryota, Metazoa, Chordata, Mammalia, Chiroptera, Miniopteridae.